Molecule: messenger RNA, 2331 nt
Organism: Babesia microti strain RI
Lineage: Eukaryota; Apicomplexa; Aconoidasida; Piroplasmida; Babesiidae
Product: ubiquitin carboxyl-terminal hydrolase 5/13
Exons: 13
Coding region: 1-2331 (776 amino acids)
Biological process (GO): protein deubiquitination
Cellular component (GO): cytosol; nucleus
Molecular function (GO): cysteine-type deubiquitinase activity; zinc ion binding; cysteine-type endopeptidase activity
Source: RefSeq, a predicted model, not a curated record
AUGAUGAUUAAAUUGGACUCAAUUGCCAAUGAAUUGGGAUUAGUGGUUCCCGAUUUUAAUCAGCAAAUUUACGUGGAUGAAUGCUGUUACAGCACCGACACACCUGAAUCUCCCGAAGGAAUAUUCGUCAACCUCAAGUCCUUUAUUGCAUACGGACGUCAUUCACUCAUAUACGACAAUUUAUUAGCACAAUUUGGCAAAAUGCUCUAUUUAAAUAUCAAAAAGAUACGAGUGCCUAAAUCUAAUACCACUUCCCCCAGUACCCCUAACCUUGACAGCUUGGAAGCCCUAAUACCAUAUCGUGACGAAAUGAGUUACAGAUUGGUAAUUUGGCCACAAAAUUUCUACAUAUCCAUUGAAUCUAUUGAUGAGAAUGAUGAUCCCCUAACUUUUCAGUUAUGCAUGAGCAUCAUUAAUCGCGAAGGAGGGGAAAGAAUCAAUUCUAAAAUAUUUAUGUAUCAAGAUAAAUUGAUUUCUAGAUACUCUGAAACUUUAUACCAAAUAGAUAACCCCCCCCAAUUGCCAUCGAGUGGAUGGAAAUGCAAUCGUUGUGGAAGUAGUGUCAAUUUGUGGUUAAACCUUUCAGAUGGUUACAUUGGUUGUGGGAGGAAAAAUUACGGUAUAGGCGGAGGUUGUAUUGAUGGCAGUGAAGGGGCAGCAAUUACACACUAUGAAGAAACAGGGCAAAUUUACCCAUUGGCUGUAAAAUUAUCUACAAUAACUCCCACUUUUGCAGAAGUUUACAGUUAUGCUAAAGAUGAGGAUUCGUUUGUUAUAGACACAAAACUUUCACAGCAUUUAGGACACUUUGGAAUAAAAGUAAAUGACAUGAAGAAGUGUGAACUCACUACUUCAGAGUUUGAGUUGGAGUAUAACAAAAAUUAUGAUUGGUCCGGUAUGAGUAAUGGGGAUGUUUCGCUUAAGGGCAUUGGGUUUGUCGGGUUUCUAAACCUGGGCAAUACGUGCUAUUUGAAUUCUGCAUUACAAUUAUUACUUGACAUUGAAGAUAUUAGAAGCUACUUUACCGAGAAUUACCGCAACAUAGCUAAUACUAGUAAUUCAUACAGUGCCCACCCAUCAAGAGAUUUGCUAUUGCAAUUUGCCAAAAUAGUUUACUCAUAUAACACGGAUUUUCACAUUGGUAAACAACGGAUUCUUUUGGAUGAGUUCCUUAAAAAAUGUGCGGAAAACAACAUAUCAUGCGCAACACCUGCUGACUAUUGCAAUAACUAUGUAACUCCUCGUAUGUUUAAAAAUCUACUUGUUUAUUUGAAUCCUGACUAUGGGUACCCUACACAACAAGACACUCAAGAAUGUCUAUCGUUUUUGCUGAAUAAAUUUGAAAGUGUGGAAGAUCAAUUGGGUGGAAGGUGUGGAACCCCCUUUUCAGUGUCCGAUUUGUUCAAAUUCAAGAUCCGACAGACGCUAAUUUGUGGAGAUGAACUGAAUUUCCAAGAUAAUGAAGCACAGAUGCUUUCUGUGUCAGUAUCACAACGCCUAAUUACAGAUAUUAAAAAAUGCAGUGAUGAUUGUGACGAUAAGACGAUAGAUUUGAGCGAAUGUUUGAGUGAGUGGUUAGUUUCGGAGACUGUGGACUAUUUUUCCGAAAAGACAAAUACUAACUCAAAAGCUUCUAUAAAUUUGCGCAUAAUCGAAUGCCCCAAGUACUUGUUGAUUCAUGUAAAGAGGUUUUAUCUCUCCGAAGAUUGGGUUCCCAAGAAAAUCAAAUUGGGCAUUGAGAUUCCCGAUACACUUGACUUGACACCGCUGCUAUUUGAUGAACAGGAAGUUAAGCAGGUGCUCAGUACUAGCAAUUUGGAUAUUAUACAGUCAUUGGAGGAUAUGGGAUUUGCACUUAAUGAUAUUAUGAGGGCAAUUGGUCAUUGCAGUACGCUUACGAUUGAAAACUUGAUACAAUAUAUAACAGACAAUCCUGCAUCUUGUAAUUAUACCUUUAAGCCUUCACCUGCGGAUGUGGAGUUGUUGACAAGUAUUGGAAUUCCAGAACAGCAUAUUUUGCCACUGCUCAAAAAAUUUGAAAACAAUUGCGACGCCGCAGUUGAAUGGUACUAUUCACAAAAAGAACCAGGGACACAACUUCAAAGUGCUAAGAAAAGAAAACUCAAUUUGGGAGGGUAUGAAUACAAGUUGCUUGGAUUCAUUACGCACGUGGGUAACAGUAUCGACUGUGGGCACUAUGUAUACCACUCCAAAAGGGACAUUGGUUGGGUCCAAUUUAACGACGAUAAGGUGGGAAAAUGUUCCACGUUGCCAGAUAUCAAAUCAGGAUAUUGCUACCUAUACAUCAACACCAACAGUCUCAAUAAUUAG